Saccostrea cuccullata (small rock oyster) is the source of this 3411-nucleotide messenger RNA. RefSeq lists its product as uncharacterized. The record is from RefSeq and is a predicted model, not a curated record. The transcript has 7 exons. NCBI's taxonomy places the organism in Eukaryota, Metazoa, Mollusca, Bivalvia, Ostreida, Ostreidae. The coding region runs from base 7 to 2607 and encodes 866 amino acids.
AAAUGGAUGUAUUUUUGUUUUGCAGUAAACUCAUCAAACCAAAAACAACGCUUUAAAGUUAAACUUGAUGAAUCAAGCCAACAAAGGAGUGUUCAGGAUAAACCUUCAGAAUUGUCUGGUGACAUGAAAAAGUUGGACAUUGAAGAGAAAGGAUAUCAGAAGGAUACAGGCAAAAAAACAAGCGAUAAACAAUCGGUCAGCGAUGAAGAAAUUACACAGGAGAGCUUGAAUACAGAAUCUGAAUCACUUAAAGGGAAUGAAGCUGCUGCCUUUGUGGAAAAAGAAGAGGAAGUAGUUGAAGACAGCAGACAAAAUGUUCCUGAGAAAUCAGAAAUAUCAGGAAUCAUACGAGUUUCCAAAGAUGUAUCUGGUGCUCCAGAGAAAAAAAUUACCAUGGUAGACUUUGCGGGACAGUGUUCAUAUUAUGCCUCACACCAGAUUUUUCUGAGUCCCCGUGCAUUCUUCAUUCUAGUGCUGAAUAUGGAGAAGAAGUUUGAUGAUAAGGUUGGAAAAGAAGUCUGUAGCCAGGAAGGUUCAAAUUACGAAGGGUGGACACACAAAGUGCCGAAUAUGGAGAAGAAGUUUGAGGAUAAGGUUGGAAAAGAAGUCUCUAGCCAAGAAGGUUCAAUUUACGAAGGGUGGACACACAAAGUGCCGCAUAUGGAGAAGAAGUUUGAGGAUAAGGUUGGAAAAGAAGUCUCUAGCCAAGAAGGUUCAAUUUACGAAGGGUGGACACACAAAGACUAUCUCACGUUCUGGGCCACGUCCAUUCAUCAAUACAGCAGUGAAAAGGCUCCCGUGUUACUGGUGGGCACUCAUGCUGAAAAAAAGACGAAAGAGGAAAAAGAAAAGUUUUUUCGUGAUAUAUGGACGAUCUUGGAAACAAAUGAUGCUUCUCUGCAAAGGCAUAUUGACAGGAAAAGGAUGUUUGCUGUUGGAUUCCAUGAAAAUGAAAGCAUUGAAAAAAUCAAGCUGUCAGUUGUUGAUGUUGUCCGAAAUCUUGAUCACUGGGGUGAAAAACUUCCGCACUCCUGGGCAAUGUUUGAAAACUUCUUCCAGGAAAAGAAGAACCUUAAAGUAAUAAAUAAAGAGACACUUUUGGAUUUCAAUGACGCAUUGCCACAGGAACUGAAGUUGGAAACGAUCGAAGAUAUUAACACUAUGCUGCAGUUUUUCCAUGACAUAAGAGAAAUUUUACACUUUAACCAAGAAUCUCUGAGAGGAAUCAUAAUACUUGAUGUUCAAUGGUUUGCAGAUGCAUUCAAAAAUGUCAUUACCGAUAAAAACCAUGCAGCAGAGGAUUUAUUUGAGCUUGCCUCACAAUGGGACAAAUUUAAUGAAAGUGGAGAACUGAGUGACACACUGCUGUCUGCGAUAUGGGAAAUGAACAACAAUGGGUUCCUUGAGCACAAGGAUGAAAUCAUGCGCUACAUGGAGAAGCUUGGUCUUCUGGCUAAAAUGGAUGACAAAAGAUGGUAUGUUCCAUGUAUGAACAAAAGACCGUUUCCUGUUCACAGAUUUUCAGCAUACCCUGCCUCCUCCAUUCUCUGUUUUCUGUUUGAUGCUCUUCCGGUGGGUAUUUUCCAGCGCCUUGUAGCGAGAUGCAUGGAAUUCCCUUGGGCUCUUGUCAAAGAAAUUAAAGAUGGGAAAGAACGUCCACUUAUUUACCAGACUGCAGCUGUUUUCCUGUUCGAGGACGAUCAUAACAUUUUGCUUGGAAUGACCCCAACGGAGAUCCAGUUGCAGGUGUUUGUAAGCGAGGGAGACGUGGAUAUAUCGACAUGUUUCCAGAUAAGAGAAAAAAUCGAGAGUGAAUUGUAUACUCUUUCCAGUACUUUCCAAAGAAACUUGAAAUUUCACACUGCCUUCAAAUGCAAACCUGAAGGGUUCUGUGAUAACAACAGAAGUGCGGUGAUAUACGAAUCGGACCUCAGAGGGCCGACUUUUCAGUGUCCUUCAUGUCCAGAGGGGAAAAAACAUAUUGUUUGCAUAAAAGAUAUCACCAAAUACUGGAUACAGGUGCAGCAGUUGGAGAAUGAAGAUGAGGGGGACAUUUCCAACUCGUCAAUUGAAAUGAUUUUAAAUGCGGUAUCAAGAAAACUAGUGAACAUCACCUCUCCAAUACUUGCGACGUAUUUUGGUGUCACGGAACAACCUCCUACAAUGUGUGUGGAAGAGGAUAGAUUCAGAAUCCUCUACAAAUGGAAAUGCGCCAACUCAACCGUGGAUCACAAGAAAGAGUUGGAGAGAAUUUUACGGGAGGCUGAACAAGAAGAAGCCGCGGAUUAUGUUGGCACUUUUCGGGUGUCAGACUUUGUAUGUAGUGACUUAAUGGAACCUAAUCGCUAUGUUUCAAACAAAGAAUGUCGGAUGUUGUCCGAGAAGCUUUCUAAAGAGUAUACUCAUUUGGUGCGAUUUUUACGUCUGCCUCACGUACGUAUAGAACAACUUGAAGCCGAUGUACGUACGAUUAGAGAAAGGAUAUAUAAGUCUCUUCUUAAAGUGAGAGAAGAGUGUCCAAAUCUGAGCCGCCGUGACUUAUGCAGAGCUUUGAAUUUCGUAGAGCGAAGUGAUGUUAUUGAUUAUCUCAAAGAGCAGUGGAAAUAAAUACUAGAAACCUUGAACAAACAGAAUAAACAGAAUAAACACGACGCCUAUUGUAAUGUUGCAUUCUGUGCAUUGUUACAAAUUGCAGAUAUGUAGAGCAGUCUUAAAGGGGCUGGGACACAGGUUUAUUGUGUACAUUUCAAAAUUCUAUAAUAAUUGGCAUUUUUCUUUAUACCAUUAUUUUUUUUUUAACUGCUCUAAGUACGAAUCGUGUGAUAGUGAACUUUUUAGACAAUAUAACUAAAAUUGUAUGUCCAGGUCCCUGCAAUUGACUUUUUAUAAUUAUAUUAAAAAAACAUUGUAAUGUACCUUACAUUUGGUAGUAUGCUUGUGCAUGUAUAGAUUGAUGUUUAUCAUAUGUCUUGUUGUCACGUGACUUUAUAACUGCUUAUGUCUUUAUGCUUAAUUCUUUUAAGUUUGUCAGCCAUUUGAUGAAUGAAUGAGCAAACUUAUUUUUAUUAUGUAAUGCACUAGUGAAUUUAGGGAAAUAUUUUAAUUUAAUGAUUCUUAUUGGAAUUUGAUGGAUGGUCCAGAAUCUUCAAAAUUUUAUUAUACCCCCUGCAAACGAAGUUUGGGGGGGGGGGUAUAUAGGAAUCACCUUGUCCGUCUGUCCAACUUUCUGUCUGUCUGUCUGUCUAGCUGUACGUCUGUCCGUCCGUCCGUCCGUCUGUCUGUGCAAUCGUGUCCGGUCCAUAUCUUUCUUACAGAGGGACAUUAGAAUCUACUACUCCACACUAAGAUUGCUCAUGACCUAAGGGUGUGUCAUGACCUUGACCCAAGGUCAUUCGGGGAAGUUCAAGGUCA